AACCUUGACAUGCCAGUGCACGUUGAAUAUUGAAAGGGCCGUGCAGUUUUCGAGGUUGUCGACGUCACACUUGUGUUAGGUUUUGUAGAAUGGAACAGAGAUACAAUCCAAGUCGGCCCGCCACAAACCACCGUUCCCCCUCAAGCGAAUUACUAUGGACAAUAUCCUGUAAAUCCUGUCCAAAUGAAUUCUCCACAUUUUAACUACACCUACCCAACUUUGAACAAUUCAAACUACAGUUUAAGUGGGACUAGUGAGAAAUCAUACACAAACCAAAACUUCAACCCAAAUCCACUGCCACCAAGUUCUGAGUCAACUGAUUUAUUAAUAGACUUCUCUUCUGGCACCUCAGCAAAUGAAAAUUUAAAAAGCCAUGCUGAAAGUCUCAUGGAGAGCUCUCCUAAUUUUCGUGCUAAUGGGGAGUUUUCGGUGGAUUCACAAAACACUACAGCCGAGAGUGAGGGUGUGUUGGGAACUUCUGGUGAAUCACUGAAGCCUGACCAAACUCAACAAAAUAAAGAAGUUUCGAAGGUAGAAAAGGCAAAUCAUCGAUUAGCAGGUUCAGGUCAAAAACCCAGACUAUCCAAGCAAAACGUUGGAACUAAUCGGAAUAUUGUCAAGACCCACACUUCAUCUAGACAUAAGAAGAAACAUGACCUGUCAACUGAUUCUGUUAAUGAAAAUCUUCAGCAACCAAACCCUUUUGAACAAUGGUAUCAGAUGAUGUCACAGUACUACAGUCAGUUUUAUCCAGGCUAUCAAAUGGUCCAACCUCCAACACUUCCUCAUCAGUCUGUCGCUUUCCGUUCACCAAACCAAGGAACGAAAACGUCGAGUCAACCAGUGAAUAUUCCUCAACAUGGGCCUCAGGGAUUCAAAAUGCCACCUGGGAACCAGCCAGGAACGUUUGAUUAUGCAAACUAUUAUUACCAGUAUUAUGCAGCUGCUCAGUUGUGGUCAGGCGCACAUGCUCAGCAGCUUUUUGGCGCAGGUGUUCCCGAAAUCCCACGUUUCUACAAUGGUCCACACAUAAGGGCCUGGAUGGGUUGUCCCGGUGUUAUUGUACAGAUUCUACCUUCUAGACCACUUGAUGGGGAACUUGCAAGAGUUGAAAUAAUUGACCUUUCUGAGCUGGCAAAUGAAGCUGCAGCUGAUGCAUCUAAACGAGCAGCAUACAAUACGUGUAGCACUUUUAUAAACGCACGCGAUCCUGCCUUCAGUCAGCAACAAUCUUCUGAACAAGCUAGUCAUUUUGGCAUUGACGAUUCUGGUAGACAAACUCCGAGUCAUCUUUCUAGUAUUCCUGCUGGUGGUGGAGAUGAAGACACAGAAGAAAUGCGUGCGUGUGCCGCCAUUACAGCGUGUUGGGAUCGUAUGGAUCACCUCUUCUAUCCGGGUCCACUUGAUCGUGUUGGUACUUUAAAAGCAGAUGUCCUUGCAUUCUUACGUGAAAAGUUGUCGGAAAUUCAGGAUCGUCUGCCUAUUGAUUGGGAAUCUGCUGAUUUGCUCCUAAUGUUUCUGGAAGCGCUUGUUAAGAACAAUGGGAACUUACAAACAUCGGAUCUUGUAAAUCUUUUGUUGGAGGGUCAUGAACCAACAACCAGUUCCUACAGAAGUGGUUCCUAUGGUUAUUCGUCUAGUUCGUAUUUAGGAGUACAGGUACCUUCGCACUAUGCGGCCGCUUUGAACAACUAUUCUCAAGUUGAAGGAUACAUGAAUGAAUCACUGAAUUCGUUGCCUGGAAGUCAAAUGCCAAGUGGGCGUGAAAGCCCUGAAUCCCACUUUGAAGUUGACUAUAGAACAAGUUUUAUGCGUCAUAAUAAGGCAGCUUCUGAAACUGGUGGACCAAACUCUGCCCAGAGUAUUAUUCGGCGUGUUGGAGCAAUGAAUAUAGGAUCACGUAGUCAGGAGUCAGAAGACAAAAUUUUGGAUCGUUUCCGUGAGUUAUUAAUGCAUGGUUUACCAAUGAAAGCAUUAGAACAUGCCUGUCGUUCUAAACUAUGGGGUCAUGCAUUUACUCUGGCGCAUAGGAUGGGUCCUCCAAUAUUUGCAAAAGUAAUGGAUCGUUUCUUAAACAAUGCUGUACCAAUAUCAGAUCCAAUUCUUACACUAUAUCAGUUAACUGCCGGUGAUAUGCCACAAGUUAUUAAUACUGCAGCUUAUGGAAAAGGCUCUGAUAGUGGUGAUUGGAGACCACACCUAGCAAUGAUACUAGCCGCUCAAUCAACUCAAUUGGAAUUGUCACUUAUGGCUCUUGAGCGCCUCGGUGAUGGCUUACUAUCUCGAAAGCAUAUUUAUGCAGCACAUCUUUGCUAUCUACUCACAAACACUUUAAAACAAGCCGAUAAAAGUGAAAUAAAUCAAAAAGAAUUUCGGUUACCGGCUAAAAUAUGGUUGAUUGGUGUACCUCCUCACAAUGAUAAUAUGAAUACAGAAUUAACUGGAAAGGAGAACACUGGUGUUGGAUCAAGUCAGCCGCCAUCACCUUUGUUUUCUACUUCAGAGGCGAUUCAGCUGACUGAAAUAUAUGAAUAUGCAAUUCAGUUGGCUAAUCGUAAAUACCGACUGCGUCAAUUGUUGCCUUUCCGUCUCGUUUAUGCUAUUCGACUUUUAGACGCUGGUUUAGUCGAAAAAGCUUAUCGUUAUUUAACAGCAAUUGGAAAUGAACUUAUUUUAGAAUUUGAUGAAUACUAUUCGAACAUCAAUAAUAGGUCAGAUGAUGGAUUUGUCAAUCCUGUGUUGUACAGUUUAACGAGUAAUUGUUUACGACUAGCUGAACCGUUACAACGUCAUCCAGAAAUCGAUAGUUUCGAUGUCCAGUUGAAUAAUGAUCAAAUGGAUCGUGGUUUUGGAUUUGCAUUGAUGAAUAUGCCACAAAUUUCUCAUAUGAAUAAUAAAAAUAAAAAUUGGAUAGGAAGAUUAAGCCAAAUUUAUGAACAAAUGAAUAUCAAGAUAAACCAUCCACAUUACCGACCAGCUGGUUUCCAAUCUUAUGCUGCUGUAGCACAAAGAAAUGAAGACAAUGCGCCGUCACCAGGUAUAAAUCAUCUCCCCAGUGAUCCCGCUGGUGUAAACAUGGGGCAUGCGUCAGAUCGUGAUAGUAAUUAUUAUAAUUAUAAUUAUUCAAGUAAAGGAUUCGAGCAUACAUCUUCUCCUGUUGAAUAUAAAAUACCGAAUUAUCAGAAUUAUCAGAGCACUUUAGCGUCAACUGAUAAAGAUUUGUCCACCAGGCUGAACACUGGUGGUGAUCCGUAUACUCGUGGGGAUAAUAAUACACAAAGAAAUGAAUCUUAUCAAGCUUAUCAAGCAAAUAAUAAAAUAUCAAGAGACAGUAUGCCUGCUUUAAGCAAUGAACAACGCACUACAGCACCAUCAUUAUUUCCAGCAUCUGUAAGAAGUAAAGAUGUUAAGAUGAAGCUGGAGGCGGGUAAAGAUGAGUGGAACACAAACAGUUCUUCUUUUAAUCAGCCUUUCACUCCUCAUCAACAGAUAUCGUCUGCUCAUCAAAUGUCUACUAAACAAUCACCUAAUAUUAAUCGUUUCCCUUCAACUAUACAACAAUCAUCACAUGCUUACGAUGAUGAUCAUAAUAAUAAUGAUAAUGAUAAUGAUAAUUUAAGAAGGCUAAAUUCAACUUCAUAUUCACCGCAACAUUCUACUCUUCCUAGUUCAUUUAAUCAUAAUUAUCAACCAGCUAGUGGAAAUAAUACUUUCUUUACUCCUCUACCUCAUACAGAUUCACAGACAGAUAUUUCAUCUGCUGGUAAUACUCAACAAGGAUUUGAUUAUUUUGCAAAUAUUCAAAGUAUACAAUCACGUUCACGUACAGUUUCCGGUAAUUCGGAACACAGUACCGGUGGUGCAACUAACACUUCAACUCCAUUCAUUGAUAAAACAACAGGUGCUGUAAACUCUAGAAAUAAUAGUGGUCUUAGUCGUUCACGUGAAAAUUCAUUUGGAAAUGAUCGUCACUAUCAACAGCAGUUGCAGCAGCAGCAACAACAACAACAAUCACAACAGUUCUCUAUGAACAAUACACCACAGGGAACAAUGCGUUUCUCACAACCGAUGUCUAUGAAUCAAUCAACUAGAGAGGAUACAAAAGAGGAUUAUAGUACUGAACGAUUAUCUGAGGAAAAAUCGAAAGAACAAGGCAGUAUGGAUAAAAAUCAACAAUCGAAAGAUGGUUGGCUUUCAGGUUUAUUUGGUCGUUUAAAGAAAAAUGGAGCCAAGAAUAUCCACUUGCCAGAUGAUUCUAAGCCUUCUAUCGUAUGGGAUGAUCGGCUUAAACAAUGGAUUGAUGUCAAUGAUCCUGAAGGCAGUGAAUCUAACAAAAUUCCACCUCCACCCCCAGCCCCAGCAUCAUCAUUUCUACCAAAAACUGAUCAAGAUGAAAUGAUCAAAUCAUCAAAUUCUUCACAAGUAUUCCCUUCUCUUGGAGGAGGAGCAGGAGGCGGAGGCGUAUCAACUCCAUCAAAUUCACCUGCAUAUUCUUCUUCACGUCUUAGUAAUCCCAGAUCACGAUAUGUAAAUAUAAUGGCAAAUCAAACUGUUGACAUCGGUGGAAAUGUUCUUCUUCAACCUCCUCUUCCGCAUACUGCACGUUUAUAA
Messenger RNA from Trichobilharzia szidati, 4611 nucleotides. NCBI's taxonomy places the organism in Eukaryota, Metazoa, Platyhelminthes, Trematoda, Strigeidida, Schistosomatidae. The record is from the annotation of a GenBank genome assembly.